UGUUGUAAUGAGAAUCCCUUCCCCGUUUCAUCGAUUCCAUUCUCUCUCUCUCUCUCAAACCCUAGAAGAAUCCCAUCCCUCCCGAUGGAAAUCCCUACAAUAGUUUUUCCUUUCUCAGCCCUAUAACUCCAUGACCUCUCCUCUGUCCAAACCCUAGAAAAAUCUCAUCCGUUCAUCCAUGGAGGGCUCUGCAGAUGAUCUCGGAGCCCCCGAUUCGUGGGAACUGGCGGAUUUGGAAGAGAGCAUGACUCGUCUGAUUCUCUCCUCCAAGAACGAUACAGCAGCAUCGGAAUCCCCUCUGCCCGACUUUCCACUCCCGGAUUCGAUCGACGAAUCAGCUGCGAUUGGUCCGGAUCCCUUCUCUUCUUCGUUGUCGGCGUCGGUCGCUGCUGCGGGUCCGUUUUUGGGGGAUGGAUCGAACCAGGUGGACCCUUUUCUGAAAGAAGCUCUUCAGAAUCCCCGCGAGCGGCUUUCAGUUUUGCGGAUGGAGCAAGAUGUCCUGAAGUUCAUUCAUGAUCCCACACAACAACAGCUAGAGUUCCAGCAACUGCCAACAUCCUAUUUAAGAUUGGCAGCCCACCGUGUAGCACAGCAUUAUGACCUGCAGUCUAUGGUCAUGUCGCACAACAAUUCAUCUGAUAGAAUUGUUGUUCGCAAAACUUCUGAGUGCCAGCUACCUCUGAUUCGUCUGGCUGAUAUUCCAGUAGAUCUACCACAGGAAGACAGAAACAAUGUUAUUAAGAUUGCAAUUAAGCAGAGACCACAAAAACGCUCGCAAGCCACCAAUAAUGCAAAUGCCCAUUCUUCUAAGGCAAAUCAUUCGAAAAGUGUGGAGGAAAGGAAGGAGGAAUAUAACAGAGCACGUGCCCGAAUAUUCAGCAGUAACAUCAGUGGCGGCUCUGAAGGACCCACAGUGCCAGAUAGUUUGCAGCACUCUUUAUCUUCAGCAAGGGUAGAGGAGAAAGCCAGUACUGAAGGACCUGAAAUAGUUAGCCUUGGAAGGGGUUCGGGAGAUUCUUCUAUAGGCAGCAACAGCAGCAGCAGCAGCAACAGCAGCAGCAGCAGUAGCAGCAGCAGCAGAUCAAGUAGAAGUAGGACAGAAAAGGAGCCUGUCACAAGAAACAAGGGGAACAACAGAGUGGCUAUCUUUCGCGACCGUGAGGUGGACCGCAAAGAUCCUGACUAUGAUAGGAGCUACGAUAGGUACAUGCAGAGAUUUGAUCCUGGGUUUGGGUUUAGUGGAGGACAAUACACCAUGCAGCCUAUGUAUUCUCCUGCGUUGAAUUACAAUACUGAAUUUCCACAGCUUGGAUCAGCUCAUAGGCCUCAGAUAUCCAUUGAACAUCAGCCUCGACCAAUUCCUCAACACAUGCGGGGACCGUGGCCAACGGCAUCAACCCCUACCACAAUCAGCUAUGGCCCUCCUGGGAACAUUAUGGCGCCAUACAACUCAACAUCGGCUAUCUAUCUGCAUUCUUCUCAGUAUGCUUGCCCUCGCCCUGGAAUGACAUUCCAUCCUCAUGAACAUGUUCACCAACCCUUUGCACAGUCUCAUCAGCAGCAACCUGAUGCAAGUUUUGGAUUAGCUCGGCCCCGAUGAGGGGCUUGGGCUGUGCCUGCACCUGCCAGUACAGACCGGAGCUUGAAUGUGAAAUCAUUCAUAGUCACAGCUGUGAUGCUCAUUGUCUGCUGGCAGGAGUGCAGGCAUAUCAGCCGAGGACGGCUGGAACAGGCACCUCCAUCUUUGAACCGUAUUGUUCUGUUCCACCCUCGGUUCAGAUGCUGCUUCUUGCAGCUUCAGCACAGAAAAGCGCUUCAUUCUUGAAGUUUCACUUUUUGAAUGAGCUCAGAGCCUCAGGAUCCUCUUCAUGGCUGAUGAAGAACAAAAGAAAACUGCAUUACCUGGAGCUUUGAUGUGUAUUCUUGGUUAGGAUGAUGAAAUCUCUUCCUCCUUGAUUCUGCAGCAACACUUUAUACAAUCUGGUGCCCCUUUCUUCUGAAUGGAUGGUUUCCAUUUAGCAUCCGCCCAUUGCUAGAGAGGAGGCGGGUCUGUAUCUUUCGGCUUCUGGAAGGUGAUGGUGCACCUUCUCUCUCAAACUUGUGUUGAAAACAUGUUAAUGGAGAAUGAAAGGCUAAGAUGAAUGAAAGGUUACUACCAUGUAUCAUAUCUCUACUGUUUCAUGCAUUAUAUGUAAUGCAAUCACUGAUUACUGUUCUUCCCAAUGAUAA
Magnolia sinica is the source of this 2229-nucleotide messenger RNA. RefSeq lists its product as uncharacterized. Lineage: Eukaryota; Viridiplantae; Streptophyta; Magnoliopsida; Magnoliales; Magnoliaceae. The transcript is spliced from 5 exons. The coding region runs from base 179 to 1600 and encodes 473 amino acids. Gene Ontology annotation, molecular function: nucleic acid binding. The record is from RefSeq and is a predicted model, not a curated record.